AGAGACGUCAGAGUGUAAUCACUUUUCAAUCAGACUAAACUUUUUUCUUGAAUUACCAAUCGAUUAGAACGUAUUCAGUAUGGCUAGUGCAGAUGUUUCGUCGGCUCAGUUCCAGGAACCGCCUGUGAACGAAAUCCCAGAGGCUAAUACCGGUACUUCUACGUCUUCAAUCAACGAUACCAUCGACGCGCAGUUCCAAGAACCCAUACCCGCGCCUGCACAAGCAUCUACAUCCACAUCUUCUUCCACCUUAACCUCAACAUCAACAUCAACGCCAACACCCUCUUCCAACAACAACGACGACACCACCGCUCUGCACAAGACUACGACUGAGAAACUCAAGGAUGCAGUGAAGAAGCCGUUUGGUGGUGGUGGUGGUGGUGGUGGUGCAGAAGGCGGAUCGCACAUGUUGGGUAAAAAAGAGAUUACGUCGCCGGAGAUGGCGGCUGCGAAUGAGGUGCUUACGGCUAAGGAGUUGAAGUCGCCGUGA
Messenger RNA from Pyrenophora tritici-repentis Pt-1C-BFP, 490 nucleotides. The record is from RefSeq and is a predicted model, not a curated record. NCBI's taxonomy places the organism in Eukaryota, Fungi, Ascomycota, Dothideomycetes, Pleosporales, Pleosporaceae.